Messenger RNA from Strongyloides ratti, 1671 nucleotides. RefSeq names its product Glycoside hydrolase, catalytic domain and Glycoside hydrolase family 20, catalytic core domain and Glycoside hydrolase, superfamily domain and Beta-hexosaminidase family-containing protein. The record is from RefSeq and is a predicted model, not a curated record. NCBI's taxonomy places the organism in Eukaryota, Metazoa, Nematoda, Chromadorea, Rhabditida, Strongyloididae. Gene Ontology annotation, biological process: carbohydrate metabolic process; ganglioside catabolic process; glycosaminoglycan metabolic process. The coding region runs from base 1 to 1671 and encodes 556 amino acids. Gene Ontology annotation, cellular component: membrane. The transcript has a single exon. Gene Ontology annotation, molecular function: beta-N-acetylhexosaminidase activity.
AUGAAAAAUAUAAUUUUUCUUAUUUCUAUUUUUAUCAUCAAUACAUAUGGAUGGUUUUAUGGUCGUCCAGAUCCAGGAGCUUCAACAAAAGGAGGUGUAUGGCCUCUUCCUGCUAAUAGUUAUGAUUAUAAUACAACAGUUUUGAUUGAUCCAACUUCAUUUACCUUUACUACAACAGUAACUUGUAAUAUUAUUCAAAAAGCUAUCAAAAGAUAUUCAAAAUGGACAUUUCCUUCUACUGAUAUGACAAAAAAAAAUAUAUUAAAUAAUGGAUAUACAUUAUCAACAAUGAAUAUACAAAUUGAUACUCCAUGUAAUGAUAAUGAAUAUCCUUAUUUAAAUAUGGAUGAAUCUUAUCAAGUUGUUGUUCCACAAAUUGGUGGAAAAGGAUUUAUUCUUGCAAAAACUGUAUGGGGAGCAUUACGUGGAAUGGAAACAUUUUCACAAUUAGUUUAUAGAGUAUCAGAAAAUAGUUAUCAAGUUAAAAGUACUAGUAUAAAAGAUUCUCCAAGAUUUUCUCAUCGUGGUAUUUUAAUUGAUACAUCCAGACAUUGGAUAUCAAUAAAUGUACUUAAACAAGUAAUUGAUUUAAUGUCACAAAAUAAAUUUAAUGUCUUCCAUUGGCAUUUAGUUGAUUCAGAAUCUUUUCCAUAUGUUUCAAAAAAAUUUCCUAAUCUUCAUAAAAGUGGAGCAUACUCACCACUUCAUAUAUAUACACCAGAUGAUGUACAAAAUAUUAUUGAAUAUGCCAAGUUACGUGGUAUUCGUGUUAUUGCUGAAUUUGAUACACCAGGCCAUACUGGAGCAUGGACUGGUAAAAAUAAAUUACUUAGUAAAUGUUAUGAUCGUGAUGGAAAUAAUGAUAUAUUAGGAAAUAUUUUAGAUCCAACAUUACCUGAUAAUAUGAAAUUUAUAAAAGAAUUUUUUGAAGAAGCAUUAACUGUCUUUCCUGAUAAAUCAAUGCAUUUUGGUGGUGAUGAAGUUUCAUCUCUUAUGUUAGAAUGUUGGCAAAGAAAUACAGAUGUUAUGAAAAGAAUGAAAGAAAUGGGAUUUGGUAGUGAUACAACACAACUUUUACAAUAUUAUUUCCAACAACUUGUUAAUUAUGUUCAAAAUGCCAGAAAUGAUACACAAAUGAUAUUUUGGCAAGAAGUUUUAGAUAUGGGUGUAGCACCAUCUAAUUCAAUUGCACAUGUCUGGAAAGGUGACAAUUUAGAAGAUGUUUAUGAAGAAAUUGCUCAAACUACACUUAAUGGACAUUAUACAAUUGUAUCAUCAUUUUGGUAUUUAAAUUAUAUCAAAUAUGGAAAUGAUUGGGGAUAUUUAGAUUCUGAUAAUAUGCGAUUAAGAGGAUUAUAUUAUGAAUCAGAUCCACAAGGUUUUGUUGGUACACAACAACAAAAAGAUUUAGUUAUUGGAGGUGAAGCUAUUAUGUGGGGUGAAUUUGUUGAUGGAACUAAUCUUGUUUCAAGACUUUUCCCAAGAGCAUCUGCAGUUGCUGAAAGAUUGUGGUCUGUUGCAUCGAUGACUAAAAGUGCUGAUAAGGCAUGGCCAAGAUUACAUGAACAUCGUUGUCGUAUGAUGAAUAGAAAAUUUCCUGUUGAACCUCCAAAUAAUCCAGAUUUUUGUCCAUAUGAAUGGAAUCCUUUAUAUGGAAAUGUUGAUGAAUAA